Molecule: messenger RNA, 1657 nt
Organism: Elaeis guineensis (African oil palm)
Lineage: Eukaryota; Viridiplantae; Streptophyta; Magnoliopsida; Arecales; Arecaceae
Product: 26S proteasome non-ATPase regulatory subunit 4 homolog
Biological process (GO): proteasome-mediated ubiquitin-dependent protein catabolic process
Cellular component (GO): cytosol; proteasome regulatory particle, base subcomplex; nucleus
Molecular function (GO): polyubiquitin modification-dependent protein binding
Source: RefSeq, a predicted model, not a curated record
CGUACUACCUCGAUUGUUCAAGUCGCAAGCAAGAAUUUUGGGGACCUCCCUUCCGACCUCUUCUCCUUCCCCUAUCGCGACCUCUUCGAUCUCCAUCUCGCCUCGUCGCCAUGGUUCUCGAGGCCACAAUGAUCUGUAUCGAUAAUUCGGAGUGGAUGCGGAAUGGGGACUACCCACCCACCCGAUUCCAAGCCCAAGCCGAUGCCGUCAAUCUCAUAUGCGGAGCUAAAACGCAGUCUAAUCCGGAGAAUACAGUGGGCGUGCUGACGAUGGCAGGCAAGGGGGUCCGUGUUCUGGUCACGCCUACCAGUGAUCUUGGAAAGAUCCUUGCUUGCAUGCAUGGGUUGGAAAUUGGUGGUGAGAUGAACUUGACCGCUGGGAUCCAGGUUGCUCAGUUGGCUCUUAAACACCGCCAAAAUAAGAAGCAGCAACAAAGAAUCAUAGUAUUUGCUGGAAGUCCGAUUAAAUAUGAUAAGAAGAUAUUGGAGGCAAUUGGAAGAAAGUUGAAGAAGAACAGUGUUUCUCUUGAUAUUGUUGAUUUUGGAGAAUCUGAUGAUGGCAAACCUGAAAAACUGGAGGCCCUUCUUGCUGCUGUAAACAAUAAUGACAGCAGUCACAUAGUUCAUGUCCCACCUGGGCCAAAUGCUCUUUCUGAUGUGCUUAUAAGCACACCAAUAUUUACAGGAGAUGGGGACGGAGGAAGUGGUUUUGCUGCUGCCGCUGCAGCGGCUGCAGCUGGUGGCAUGUCUGGAUUUGAUUUUGGAGUGGAUCCUAACAUAGAUCCGGAGUUGGCUCUUGCACUUAGGGUUUCGAUGGAAGAGGAGAGGGCAAGGCAAGAAGCUGCUGCUAAAAAGGCUGCAGAGGAGGCUGCCAAACAAGAAAAAGGAGGGGAACAGGCUUCAAGCUCCCAUGAUGCAACUAUGGCAGAGCCAAACAGUAGCUCAGUACCUGUAGUUGAUGAUAAAAGACAUAAUCUGACAGAUGAUGAGGCUGCAUUGCUAGAGCAGGCUCUUGCAAUGUCCAUGGAUGACCCUAAGUCUACUAAUGUGGCUGUGGCAGAUACUGAUAUGUCAGAGGCUACUGCAGAUGACCGUGAAUUAGCACUUGCCCUUCAAAUGUCUGUUCAGGAUAAUGAAAAAGACUUGCAAAGCCAGUCUGAGAUGAGCAAGGUUCUGGAGGACCAGUCAUUUGUUUCAUCUAUCCUAAAUUCGCUUCCAGGUGUCGAUCCUAAUGACCCUUCUGUGAAAGAUUUGCUGGCAUCUUUGCAAGGCCAAUCUGAGUCCCAGAAAAAGCAAAAUGAAGAUAAGCCAGAAAAUGAGGGUGAUGAGUAAGUGAUUUCCAAUAGUCUGCUCGUGCCUGCUUGUUCUCCAAGGUCAGUCACCCGGACUUUGUUAUGAACAGUAGCAACAAGUCAAUAGGUGUGAUCAUGGAUUAAAGGAAGCAUGCUAUUUCACUUGAGCCCAACAGAGAGACAUUUUUUCGGAGGCUAGCUGUGGCCUGUCAACUGGAGCAAGUAUUUUGUUUCCACAGACCUGUUCUGUGUUAAUUCAGUUAAAACCAUUCUGAUGUGAAAAGCUCCAUGCCAUGUGAGACUUGAUAACAGGAUUUUGUCCAUUUGGAAUUCAAUAGAUCUGUUGAUGCCAUUAGGUGUGACACA